Molecule: messenger RNA, 1623 nt
Organism: Penicillium brevicompactum
Lineage: Eukaryota; Fungi; Ascomycota; Eurotiomycetes; Eurotiales; Aspergillaceae
Product: tetrahydrofolate synthase
Exons: 3
Coding region: 1-1623 (540 amino acids)
Biological process (GO): tetrahydrofolylpolyglutamate biosynthetic process
Cellular component (GO): cytosol; mitochondrion; cytoplasm
Molecular function (GO): ATP binding; tetrahydrofolylpolyglutamate synthase activity
Source: RefSeq, a predicted model, not a curated record
AUGAGAGGGAUCUUGGCCUCUAUUCGCUGGCAGUUUGGCGCUCGCCGAGUCUCAACUCGUCCGCCCACUAUGACUCGUACAUAUGAGGCUGCAAUUGCAGCUCUCAACUCAUUGCAGACUAAUUAUGCGAUUGUGGAGGAGCUUCGGAGAUCUACGUCGAGGCAGGAGAUGAAUGAGCGCUCGCUCCCGGAGACAGUUGAAUGGUUGCAGCGCAUUGGGUAUAAGCCCUCCGAUCUCAACCGGUUAAAUGCUGUUCAUGUUGCCGGUACCAAAGGCAAGGGUUCGACCUCCGCAUUCAUCUCCACGAUUCUCUCCCAAUACACCAAGGAAGAGCCCAACCAGCCCGCACCUAAGCUGCACAAGAUCGGUCUCUAUACAUCACCUCAUCUGAGAUUCGCGCGCGAGCGCAUAAAGAUCGACAAUGCGCCUUUGUCCGAGGAGCAAUUCGCACGCUAUUUCUUCGAAGUAUGGGAUCGUCUCGAGCACGCUGCUCAGGCUGGAGGCCAGGACCCUACCGCGCCGGGCACAAAACCUCAGUACUUCCGGUACCUGACGCUCAUGGCGUUCCACACUUAUCUCAGCGAGGGUGUGGACGCUGCGGUCAUCGAAUGUGGCAUUGGUGGUCAGUACGACUGUACCAAUGUAAUCCCGCAACCAAAAGUCACUGCCAUUACGAGUCUUGGUAUUGAUCACACCGCUAUGCUGGGAACCACGAUUGAGCAGAUCGCGUGGCACAAGGGUGGAAUUAUCAAGCACGAUGUAAGAGGGUUUGCUGCGCCGCAACCUCCGACCGCGGAGGAAGUCCUGCUGAAGCGUGCUGAAGAGGCCGGCACCCAGCUGGACAUUGUGGCCAACCACCCCGAGCUGCGCUCCGAUAGCAGCAAGGUGACUCUUGGCCUCGCGGGUGAUUUCCAGUACACCAAUGCCUCGGUUGCGGUUGCCAGUGCAGCUGAGUUCCUGCGGAAGGCUGGUGUGGAUGUCCCUGAGAAUAUUAUGGACGGACCCCUUCCAGCGAAGUUCAAGACCGGCCUGGAGGAAACCCGCCUCGGUGGCCGAUGCGAAGCUCGAUUUGAAAAGAACGUAGCCUGGUACAUCGAUGGCGGACACACGCUGGAGAGCAUCCGGCUAGCUGGACAAUGGUUUGCCUCGCGCAUCCAGGCCGAUUCAUCCUCCACGGAUAUUGCCGCCAAGAAGACACGCAUUUUGAUCUUCAAUCAGCAAACCCGAGACAGUACUGCCCUUGCACGGGCACUCCACCAGACCCUCUCCACGGCUCUGGCAAACGAUACCCCGUUCACCCACGCCCUCUUCUGCACGAACAUUACAUACAAACAGGCGGGCUUCCGGCCUGACCUGGUCAGUAUGAACACCAACGCCGAUGACCUUGAACUUCUCCGCGUCCAGAAAUCGCUAGCCGAGGAGUGGAAUGCCAUUGACCCACACGCUCAAACUCACGUGUUUGGUACGAUCGAAGAGGCUGUUGACUUCGCUCGCGAGAUUGCGGGCCAGGAACGCCAUGCGCUCCAGAAAGAUGAAGCGCCGGUCAUGACCUUGGUGACUGGUAGUAUCCAUUUGGUUGGUGGGUUCCUCGAUGUUAUCGAGACCAAGCCUGGUGAUUCAUGA